UGCUUACUCCAUCACAACACAACACAACACAAUCCAUUCUUCUCCUUGUUCUUGUUUUCAGCUCAACUCCAAUUUUUGUUCCAUGGCUUCCAAGCUCCCCACCGCGGCGCCUCUCGACGUCGAAAACCUCGAAGAAUUCGACUACUCCACGCGCUCCCAGUGGCUCCGCGCGGCCGUCCUCGGCGCCAACGAUGGCCUCGUCUCCACCGCCUCCCUCAUGAUGGGCGUCGGCGCCGUCAAGCAGGACGUCAAGGCGAUGAUCCUCACUGGCUUCGCCGGCCUCAUCGCCGGCGCCUGCUCCAUGGCCAUCGGCGAGUUCGUCUCCGUCUACUCCCAGCGCGACAUCGAGCUAGCGCAGAUGAAGCGCGGUUCGGCCGGAGGAGAAGCCGACAAGGAGGGGCUGCCGAAUCCGUUGCAGGCGGCGGCGGCCUCGGCGCUGGCCUUUUCCAUGGGAGCGAUGGUGCCGCUGCUGGCGGCGAGCUUUAUAAGGGAGUAUAAGGUGAGGGUGGGGGUCGUGGUGGCGGCGGUGACGCUGGCGCUGGCGGUGUUCGGGUGGCUCGGGGCGGUGCUGGGGAGGGCGCCGGUGGCCAGGUCGGCGGCGAGGGUUUUGAUAGGAGGGUGGCUGGCGAUGGCUGUCACGUUUGGACUUACUAAGUUGAUUGGAUCAAAUGGAUUGUGAAUUUUUCGGUCUAAAAAAAUUGAAAAAAUAUUUGUGUGUUGAAAUGUUUUUAAAAAUGGAUCUGAAUCCGCUGGUUUAAUCGGUUAAAACGUGAACCGGUGCGUUGCUCGGUCUGAUUUAAUGAUAAAAAUCUUUGGAUCGGGAAAAUCGGACAGUUUGAUCGUGAACCAUAGGCUGGUUGAACCAAAGGAAUGUACUAAUGUAUGUGAUUAAUUUUGUUUAAUUUAAGGAAUUAGAUUCUAA
Molecule: messenger RNA, 922 nt
Organism: Salvia splendens (bonfire salvia)
Lineage: Eukaryota; Viridiplantae; Streptophyta; Magnoliopsida; Lamiales; Lamiaceae
Product: vacuolar iron transporter homolog 4-like
Exons: 1
Coding region: 83-679 (198 amino acids)
Biological process (GO): intracellular manganese ion homeostasis
Molecular function (GO): manganese ion transmembrane transporter activity
Source: RefSeq, a predicted model, not a curated record